AUGUUCUUAGCACGGAGAGGAUUGAGGGUGCAGAGCAGCUCCAGCUCCAGCUCCAGCGAAGAGGUCGGCAAGCUCGGCAAGUGGCUCAACGACUGUGUCAAGACCCUCGUUGCUCUUUGUGGCGGCACCCUCGAGAUUGGCCCCAUGUUGGCUACACUCAACGGUCAGAACGCCGACGCCAACUCUUGCGACGCUGGCAAGAUCAGCAGCAGCUCUGAUGGCAACGACUCGCCUUCACAGACGAGCUCAUAUAGUUCUCAGACCAGCCCACCUCUCCCAGACCAGCCUACUAAUGUUCCCGUGACGGGAGCUGCAGCUAACCUGACGCCUCUUGGUUUUGCUGCUGUAGUUAUGGCUGUGGCCACUGCAGAACUAGUGUUGUAUAGAAACAUAGUUGGUAUAUAA
This is a messenger RNA of Akanthomyces muscarius, 405 nucleotides long. RefSeq lists its product as uncharacterized. Bases 1 to 405 code for a protein of 134 amino acids. The transcript has a single exon. The record is from RefSeq and is a predicted model, not a curated record. Lineage: Eukaryota; Fungi; Ascomycota; Sordariomycetes; Hypocreales; Cordycipitaceae.